This is a messenger RNA of Rhinocladiella mackenziei CBS 650.93, 1359 nucleotides long. RefSeq names its product ribosomal protein S2. Gene Ontology annotation, biological process: translation. Gene Ontology annotation, cellular component: mitochondrial small ribosomal subunit; ribosome. NCBI's taxonomy places the organism in Eukaryota, Fungi, Ascomycota, Eurotiomycetes, Chaetothyriales, Herpotrichiellaceae. Gene Ontology annotation, molecular function: structural constituent of ribosome. The transcript has 2 exons. The record is from RefSeq and is a predicted model, not a curated record. Bases 1 to 1359 code for a protein of 452 amino acids.
AUGCCCAGCCUGACUCGCCCGAACAAGCUUUCGAGAUAUUCUCAUGAAAAAGUUCACCGUACCAAAGAAGUUGCAGCGAGCAUGAUAAUCCGACAAUUUUGCGCCCGGCAUGGGCGAACCGUACUGGCGCAGUCAUCUCGGAGCGUCAUUCGAGCCUAUGCCACAGAUAUCUCCGUCGACAAUCCUAUGCUUCGUCCGUCAGAACGAGAUCCCAAGCCAACUUCUCAGGUCCCCCGCCAUCUGGAUGAUCCAUUCAGUAUUCUCGACACCGCCAAUCCCCCCCCUUCAUCGGCAAGCAGAAGCAUCGCGGAACAACUAGAGUCACAAGAGCAAUCGAUUCGAUCCCUACAAGCAGAUAUAAAUGCCCACGUCGCGGCCCGAAUCAUGUCCAUUGGCGAACCUCCCCAAAUGUCUCGCUCAUCGGAUUCAAAGUCUUCAGAGUCCAAGACUGAGUCGACCCUUGACUCGCCAUCACGCCGGGAUCCCCUUCCUUUCGCUCACUUGAAAGAAUUAAACCGCUUCCGGCGCUUUACUCAGAAAGAAUCCCGAAAAGGCACACACCUCUCCCAGACGUAUGAUCCGACAAACAUCCUGCGGCAUCCACCGAACGCGGAUGAUCUCACGCUCCCCAUGCUGCUGGCCCACCAAACACAUCUCGGUCAUGCCACCUCGCUAUGGAAUCCGGCCAAUAGCGGCUAUAUCUUUGGCGUACGAGACGGCAUUCACAUCAUCUCCCUUGAUGUGACCUACGCCUACUUGAAACGUGCGGCAAAAGUGGUUCAAGAAGUGGCCAAACGAGGAGGCAUCAUCUUGUUUGUGGGCACCCGCGACAACAUGGAAGAAGUGACGGUGAACUCGGCCAAACUCGGCGGGGGCUACCACAUUUUCCACCGUUGGGUGCCCGGGUCUCUGACGAACGGGCAGCAAAUUCUCGGUUCAUGUGCGGUGAAAGUCGUGGACAUUCACGACCGUGAAUUGCCCGAGUACCGCGGUGUCCUUUCGCAAGGCCACCACCGAGUGAUGCGGCCGGACCUGGUGGUUUGCCUGAAUCCUCUGGAGAAUAAAGUCUGCUUACACGAGUGCGGAUUGUUCAAUGUGCCGACGAUCGGGGUCAUUGACACGGACGCGAAUCCUACCUGGGUGACGUAUCCGAUCCCGGCGAACGACGACUCGUUCCGGUCCGUCGCUCUCAUAGGUGGUGUGCUGGGCCAGGCGGCCAAAGAAGGCCAGACGCAGCGUAUGCAAGCCGCUGCACGAGGCAAUGCAACGUACAGGACGGACCCGGUGUAUGAAGAAUUGGAGUUUGCCAGCCAACUCUCCCAAAUGGACGUUCAAGAGGCGGACAAUUCGAAAGAGUGA